UUGCUUCUUCGACUGGGCCAGUCGGCAGUUGGCUCCUCUAGAGUGGAGUCUCAACGUUCCAGCUUCCGCAGCAGCAUCUGCCAUCUGCAGUGACAUCUACCUUAGAAGCUGUUAUUCUCCUCGUAGCUUUGCCUACGAGGAUUAAACAGGUGUAAAAUGACUUUAGCGGGGUGGAAAAACAUAAAUCGACUGUAAAACAGAAGGGACGAAUGGCGGAAUAUGAGGAAAUUAAUAUCCAGAGCUGAUGGUGUAGGAUUCUUCUAAUUUUUCUCUAAUUUCCAGGGUUUCUCUUCAUUAUGAGCUCCAAGCAUCUGUGGAUAGCUUUCUGUUUAUGGGCUUUAACAUGCUCACUUCUUCCUUCUUUCUCUUCUGGGAUUUUAAGAACUAGUUUGAAGAAGAGACCUCUUGACCUUCAAAGCAUUCGAGCUGCCAGAGCUGCAAGGGAAGCACUGAGACCAGGAAGACCAGUGAAGGAUUCAUACCAGUAUAUCAGUAAUUCACAUGAUGAAGAUAUACUACCUCUGAAAAAUUAUAUGGAUGCACAAUAUUUUGGAGAGAUUGGAAUAGGCACACCCGCGCAGACCUUCACUGUCAUAUUUGAUACUGGUAGUUCCAACCUUUGGGUUCCUUCAUCAUGGUGCUAUUUCUCAAUUGCUUGUUAUGUCCAUUCUUGGUACAAGUCCAGCAAAUCCAGUACAUACACUGAGAAUGGAACAUCAUGUGAAAUACAAUAUGGGUCUGGAUCAUUAUCUGGUUUUUUCAGUCAAGAUGACGUUAAAGUUGGUGAUGUGGUUGUAAAGCAUCAAGAUUUCAUUGAGGCUACUCGAGAGAAAAGUCUUUCCUUUGCAUUCGCCAAGUUUGAUGGGAUACUUGGACUUGGGUUUCAGGAAAUCUCAGUUGAGAAAGCAGUACCAGUUUGGUACAAUAUGGUGGAUCAAGAUCUUGUUGGCGAGAAGGUGUUCUCUUUUUGGCUCAAUGUGGAUCCGGAGGCAGAAGAGGGUGGUGAAAUUAUAUUUGGAGGAAUUGACCGUAAUCAUUUCAAAGGAAAACAUACUUAUGUCCCAAUUACUAGAAAAGGUUACUGGCAGAUUGAAAUAGGAGAUUUUCUCAUUGGAGGUUUAUCAACAGGUGUUUGCGAGGGUGGAUGUGCUGCUAUUGUGGAUUCAGGAACAUCUUUGCUUGCUGGUCCAACCUCGGUCGUGGCUGAAAUCAACCAUGCCAUUGGAGCUGAAGGAGUUGUGAGUUCAGAAUGUAAGGAAAUAGUUUCUCAAUAUGGAGACAGGAUAUGGGAUCUAUUAGUAUCAGGGGUGGAGCCCGAUGAAGUAUGUUCACAAAUUAGUUUAUGCUCUGCAUAUAGGGAUCAAUCUAAGAGCAAUGGGAUCAAAAUGGUGACUGAAACAAUAGUCAGAGAUGUUGUGUCAGCUAGAGAUGAUAAUAUGUGCUCUCUGUGUGAGAUGGCUGUCGUUUGGAUACAGAAUCAACUAAAACGGAAGGUAACCAAGGAAAAAGUAAUCCACUACAUAAACCAGUUAUGUGAAAGACUGCCAAGUCCUGGUGGAGAAUCCACGACAAGUUGUGAAAGUAUUUCUCAGAUGCCGAACAUCACAAUUACCAUCGGAGAUAAACCUUUCAGCCUCACUCCACAGCAGUAUAUUCUGAAAACUGGAGAAGGCGAUGCAGCAGUCUGCCUCAGUGGGUUUACAGCUUUUGAUAUCCCACCUCCUCAGGGCCCUCUCUGGAUCCUUGGCGAUGUUUUUAUGAGGGUAUAUCAUACGGUGUUUGACUACGGCAAUCUCCAAGUGGGUUUUGCUGAAGCUGCCUAAAGGGUCCUCUGGAGAAUCACAUGCAGUCUUCACAAACUCCCUUUAACUUAGAUAAAAAGUUUAUGGUAUUGCUGAUAGUGAUAGAACUUGCAUAAUUAGUUUAAGAUCAUCUGCUUACGUUCCAUAUGUUAAUGUUACAAAUGCUACUGUUUAACAGACGCUCCCUGAGGUUUGAGUAAGUUUAGCACUUUGGAAGGGCUGAUAUUAAGCGUUAUUUAUUGUUAGCAGUGAUAAUUAAAUGCAGCAGGAAUUGUAAAGGCUACAUGAAGCAUAUUCCUGGGUC
Prosopis cineraria is the source of this 2106-nucleotide messenger RNA. RefSeq names its product aspartic proteinase-like. The transcript has 15 exons. Gene Ontology annotation, molecular function: aspartic-type endopeptidase activity. Bases 297 to 1823 code for a protein of 508 amino acids. Gene Ontology annotation, biological process: proteolysis; lipid metabolic process. Lineage: Eukaryota; Viridiplantae; Streptophyta; Magnoliopsida; Fabales; Fabaceae. The record is from RefSeq and is a predicted model, not a curated record.